Messenger RNA from Ilyonectria robusta, 783 nucleotides. RefSeq lists its product as uncharacterized. Lineage: Eukaryota; Fungi; Ascomycota; Sordariomycetes; Hypocreales; Nectriaceae. The transcript is spliced from 2 exons. Gene Ontology annotation, cellular component: Vps55/Vps68 complex; fungal-type vacuole membrane. The record is from RefSeq and is a predicted model, not a curated record. The annotation marks the transcript as partial. Gene Ontology annotation, biological process: protein targeting to vacuole; late endosome to vacuole transport via multivesicular body sorting pathway.
GCCAAGUACCAAGUAUCGCAUCGAAUAUGCACGUGACCAUCUCGGUGCCAAGCCAUCCGACCUCCGUCGUGAGCCGCCCAGCCUCGUCAUCAUGAGCUUCUGAGCUGCCUCAUCCUCCGAACCUACGUCAGGUGCCUAAUUCGACGCCCGCCCUUUUAUCCUCGCGCAUCUCUGAACAACCUCGUCAUCCUCCGACAUAUUGUAGACCAACGAGCCCGACGAUCCCGACACCCAUUCUCGUACACGACAGCAUGGAGGAGGAGCGUCUCUGGAAGUUCAGACGGCCCGAGUGGCUGAACAGCAUCUGGGCCCGCAACGCCGGUGUCUACGGCGCCGGAGCUCUGUUCUCCAUCGCCUUUUACGUCAUGCUCGACUCCGCCGUCUGGUCCAAGUCUGCCAACAACGGCUCUGAUGUCCAUGUCAAGUUUGUUGACUGGCUGCCCUUCAUUUUCUCCAGCCUGGGCAUGCUCAUCAUCAACUCGGUCGAGAAGCAGCGCCUCAGCGCGGACUCGUUCAGCUACAGUGGGUCUGGUGUCGCGUGGAAGGCUCGCGUGGUACUGUUCCUGGGCUUUGCGGCCCUCGCUGGUGGCAUGGCUGGAGGCGUCACUGUCUUCGUCCUCAAGUUUGUCGUCCCUAGCGUGGCUAUGCCUGCUUUGAGCAUGGGCAUUGAGAACGUCGUGAGCAAUGCCUUGGUUGGCCUGAGGUGAGUUUAAAUCCGCUUUCUCCUCUAAAUCUGGAGAUAAAUUUGCUAACACGACUCAGCUCCGUCGUCCUUUGGGUUAG